AUGUCGCUCCAGACCUCUCUCUAUCACGCGGAUUCGGAUGCGGAUGAUGAAUACGAACGCAGCGUCAUCACCUCUCCGCACCUUCAAACCGACUCGGAAGCGUCUCCCACCGACUCCGACAUUGCUUCGUCGCAACAUACCCCGACUCGGUUUGGAAGCGAGGGACCGCGCACGCCCCGAUCGGUCAUCUCCGACUGGACAGCCGACGACUGCGUGGACUUUCUGACUUCCCUGGGACUGCUUCAAUAUUGCGGCACCUUCCGAGAGAAUGGGAUCGUUGGUGAGGCGCUCAUCGCCCUCCGCCACGAGGAGUUGAAGGAGAUGGGGAUCAACAGCGUGGGCCACCGUCUCACCAUCCUGAAGAGUGUCUAUGAAAUCAAGGUCCGGCAACACGUACCUCUUGAUGUGGACCAUUACAUUCCCUUGUCUGCUGAUCAGAGCAUGAACGAGAAUGCCACACAAGAGGACAUUGCUCGCUUGAUCCAGUCGAUCCAGCGCCGCGAUGAGAGGAUCCUCUCGGUAGAGGCUGAAAUGCAUCGACUGGCAGAGGACUACAGGCGGUUGCGAGAGGAAAUCCUGCCGCUCAUCAAGACGGUCAAGGAUCGAUCGCAACCUCUGCCGCCUCCAUCGAGCCACGGAACAUCCUCAGAUAGCUAUCACGAUAGCACCACGCUCACCUCACCUUCCCUUCUCAACUUGGGGGAUAAUUCCACCAGCUCAAAGUUGCACCGGGCUUUCUCCAAGCGCGCCUACGGCGGUGGGACCACGCCCAAGACAAGCUCGCCCACCCACAUUCCGCCGUCCGUCUACGAAGGUCGCAACUAUCACGACCACCACAGCCACGACCCCUCCGCCACCGCCACGGCCGCUUCAUCUCACCUGUCCGCCUCCGUGACCAAUGGCCUGCAGCACUCGCCCGGCAUUCCCUCACCCACCUCUCCCAACACACACAUCUCUCAACACCAGACCCUCAACCCACGAUCCUAUACGCAGCCGGGCUCAGUGGGUCGAAAUAUGCAUGAUCACCCCGAGGAUCUGCCACAACGCUCUGCCUCCCGGGCUGAUCGGCACGGACCCAGUCCGCAGCCCUCGCGCACGGAGACCCCGUCUGGAUCGCGUGAUUCUGCUGCUCCGCCGGGACAGCCUUCCAGCGUGGAGAUCUUCAAGUCAUUUCGGGUCUCCUGGGAUGACCCUUGUUACAAAGUCCUGCCGGCCGCGUUGAAAAAGUACAACAUCCACCACGAUCCGAAACUCUAUGCCCUCUACAUCGUCUACGGUGACCAGGAAAGAUGUCUGGCCCUAGACGAGAAGCCCCUGAUCCUCUUCAAGCAACUCGAAAAAGAAGGGCGCAAGCCCAUGUUCAUGUUGCGAAAAAUCACCCAGCCAGACAAUUUACAUCCUGGCUCGGCACCAAACAGCGCGGGAUUCGAAGGUGGACGUCCCCAAGCGCAAAUCAAUCUACCAGGAGGAGUCUUGUGA
Molecule: messenger RNA, 1479 nt
Organism: Penicillium oxalicum
Lineage: Eukaryota; Fungi; Ascomycota; Eurotiomycetes; Eurotiales; Aspergillaceae
Product: adaptor protein STE50
Exons: 3
Coding region: 1-1479 (492 amino acids)
Biological process (GO): signal transduction
Molecular function (GO): protein binding
Source: RefSeq, a predicted model, not a curated record